Molecule: messenger RNA, 983 nt
Organism: Ochotona curzoniae (black-lipped pika)
Lineage: Eukaryota; Metazoa; Chordata; Mammalia; Lagomorpha; Ochotonidae
Gene: HSD17B3
Product: hydroxysteroid 17-beta dehydrogenase 3
Exons: 11
Coding region: 1-933 (310 amino acids)
Cellular component (GO): endoplasmic reticulum
Molecular function (GO): oxidoreductase activity
Source: RefSeq, a predicted model, not a curated record
AUGGCUGAAGUUCUGGAGCAGUUCUUGGUGUGUGUGGGGCUCCUGGUGUGCCUGCUGUGCCUGGGCAAGUGCCUGGGACUCUGCAGACGCGUGCUCCCGAGCUACUGGCCGGCUUUGCCUGGUGGUUUCUUGCGGUCCAUGGGACAAUGGGCAGUGGUCACUGGAGCGGGAGACGGGAUUGGAAAGGCAUAUUCCUUGCAGUUAGCAAAGCAAGGACUCAACGUUGUGCUAAUUAGCCGGACGCUGGAAAAGCUGCAGGCCGUUGCCACGGAGAUCGAGCGGACCACGGGGAGGAGCGUGAGGAUUAUACAAACGGACUUCACCAGGGCCGAUAUCUAUGAGUCUAUUCAAGAAGAGCUUGCAGGUUUAGAAAUCGGAAUUUUAGUCAACAACGUUGGAAUGCUGCCGAGCCUCCUCCCCACACAUUUCCUUAACACAGCGGAUGAGAUCCAGGGCCUCAUCCAUUGUAACAUCACCUCAGUUAUGAAGAUGACGCAGCUUGUUCUGAAACACAUGGAGUCGAGGCGCAAAGGCCUCAUCCUGAACAUCUCCUCGGGGGUGGCGCUGUUCCCUUGGCCUCUCUAUUCCCUCUACUCAGCAUCCAAGGCUUUUGUGUGCACAUUUUCCAAGGCACUGAGAGCCGAGUAUAAAGACAAAGGAAUCAUUAUCCAGGUGCUGACGCCCUAUGCGGUCUCGACCUCCAUGACAAAGCAUCUAAACACCAACGCGAUCACCAAGACAGCUGACGAGUUUGUGCAGGAGUCGCUCAACUACAUCACGAGCAGAGAUGCAGUCUGCGGCUGCCUUGCCCAUGAACUCUUGGCGAGCUUCCUGGGCCUGAUCCCGGCCUGUAUCUUCUACAGCAGCUGGUCCCAGAGACUGCUCCUGACACACUAUACGGAGUACCUGAAGCAGAAUGCCCGGGCCCACUGAGGGGUGGCCACAGGGGACCUGGACGAGCAGCACAGCACCCUGAAUCCCCU